GGAAAGAAAGCCGGCCGGAUACGAACCCCCGGCUGCUUCCGGGCCUAGAUUCCGAGCCAGCGCCCUCGCUGGGCCGGAGGAGAAGUGACGCUGCUGCCGGAAUAUGGCGGCGACGGCGACGAUCGCUUCGUCAACCACGGCCUCUGCCACGGCGACGGUCAGUGCAGCGGCUCUCGGGGAGGUGGAGGAUGAAGGGCUCCUGGCAUCGCUGUUCCGAGACCGCUUCUCCGAGGCCCAGUGGCGGGAGCGGCCCGACGUGGGCCGCUACCUCCGGGAGUUGAGCGGCUCCGGGCUGGAGCGGCUAAGGCGCGAGCCCGAGCGCUUGGCGGAAGAGCGAGCGCAGCUGCUGCAGCAGACGCGCGACUUGGCCUUUGCCAACUACAAGACCUUCAUCCGAGGCGCCGAGUGCACCGAGCGCAUCCACCGCCUCUUUGGCGACGUGGAGGCGUCGCUCGGCCGCCUGCUCGACCGCUUGCCCAGCUUCCAGCAGAGCUGCAGAAACUUUGUCAAAGAAGCUGAGGAGAUCAGCUCCAACCGCCGGAUGAACACCCUGACUCUAAACCGGCACACAGAAAUCCUGGAAAUCCUGGAGAUUCCUCAGCUAAUGGACACCUGUGUCCGGAACAGCUAUUAUGAAGAGGCCCUGGAGCUUGCAGCCUACGUACACCGACUGGAAAGGAAAUACUCCUCCAUCCCUGUCAUCCAGGGCAUUGUGAAUGAAGUGCGCCAGUCCAUGCAGCUGAUGCUGAGCCAGCUGAUCCAGCAGCUAAGAACCAACAUCCAGCUCCCUGCCUGCCUCCGUGUCAUUAGCUUCCUGCGGUGCAUGGAUGUCUUCACUGAGGCUGAGUUGAGGGUGAAGUUUCUUCAGGCCCGAGAUGCUUGGCUCCGUUCCAUCCUGACUGCCAUCCCCAAUGAUGAUCCCUAUUUCCACAUCACAAAAACCAUUGAGGCCUGCCGUGUCCAUCUGUUCGAUAUCAUCACCCAGUACCGUGCCAUAUUCUCCGAUGAGGACCCAUUGUUGCCCCCUGCCACGGGUGAGCACACUAUGAAUGAGAGUGCCAUCUUCUACGGCUGGGUGCUACAGAGAAUCUCACAGUUCCUGCAGGUGCUGGAGAAUGACCUUCACCGGGGGAUUGGUGGUCGUCUAGACUCUUUGCUGGGUCAGUGCAUGUACUUUGGGCUAUCCUUCAGCUGGGUGGGGGUCGAUUUCCGGGGCCAGUUGGCUCCUGUUUUCCAGCGGGUGGCCAUCAGCACUUUCCAGAAAGCAAUUCAGGAAGCAGUGGAGAAGUUCCAGGAUGAAAUGAAUUCCUACACCCUCAUCUCAGCUCCACCCAUCCUGGGCAGCAGUAACCUGCCUGCUGCUGUGCCAGUCACUCAGCCGGGGACACUGCAGCCACCCAUGGUGCUCUUAGAUUUCCCACCCCUUGCCUGCUUCCUCAACAAUAUUCUGGUUGCCUUCAAUGAUCUGCGCCUCUGCUGUCCUGUGGCCCUGGCACAGGGUGUGACUAGGGCCCUGGAGGACGCCCUUGCCAAGGUAACCAAAACAAUCCUGGCCUUCCAUCGCGCAGAAGAGGCUGCUUUCAGCAGUGGGGAGCAAGAGCUCUUUGUCCAGUUCUGCACUGUCUUCCUGGAAGACCUUGUUCCUUAUUUAAAUCGCUGUCUCCAAGUCCUUUUUCCACCAGCUCAGAUAGCACAGACCUUAGGCAUUCCACCCACUCAGCUCUCCAAGUACGGAAACCUUGGGCAUGUGAACAUCGGCCUCGUCCAGGAGCCUCUUGCCUUCCUCCUGCCGAAAAGAGAGCUGGUCCUCUGUCUAGAUGAAAAGGAGCUGGUGCCGGAGCUCGCAGCUCCAGCAGCCGCCGCCGAGGAGUCAGGCUUGGAGCCCGUCGCUGCAGCUCGCCCUGAGGACGCGCAGGAGCAGGCGGACUCAGCCGAGGCGCCGCAGGCUGAGGCGCCCGGUGCGGACCCCUAGC
Molecule: messenger RNA, 1973 nt
Organism: Leptonychotes weddellii (Weddell seal)
Lineage: Eukaryota; Metazoa; Chordata; Mammalia; Carnivora; Phocidae
Gene: COG8
Product: component of oligomeric golgi complex 8
Biological process (GO): N-terminal protein amino acid modification; peptidyl-methionine modification; intra-Golgi vesicle-mediated transport
Cellular component (GO): COG complex; mitochondrion
Molecular function (GO): peptide deformylase activity
Source: RefSeq, a predicted model, not a curated record